AUGUUUUCGAACCCAACACGCUCCUUGCUCGGAGCCGGCAGGCGCCUGAGGGUGCCCCUGUCCGCCCGCUGGCAAUCCACUACUCCUACUCCCAGCCAGCCCAGCGCGCCAUCGCCAGCUCAAGAAACAAAGACAGCCCCCGCGGCCGAGUCAGUGCCAACCCCCGAGGCAAACUUGGCGAAGUCUACACCUCCCACCACCACCGAACCCGAACUGCCAUCCGAACAACGUGUGAAGGAAUGGUCCGAGCGCAUGGGAGCUCUCGGCGACAACGCCCGUCUGCCUCGCAGCGUCCAAGCAGUAUACAUGCGCCCACUCCGCCGGAAAGCGGAACACGGCCUGCCUGUCUGCGAUCUCCAACUCCGAUCCUACAGCGUCGAGAACGUCGAAUUCUUCGCCGACUUCGCCAUCCGCGCCGCUUACUACCUCAACCUCCCCGUUUCCGGUCCCGUGCCCCUCCCCCGUAUCGUCGAACGCUGGACCGUCCCGCGAAGCAACUUCGUGCACAAGAAGAGCCAGGAGAACUUUGAGCGAAUCACCCUCCGCCGUUUGAUUCAGAUUAAGGAUGGAAACCCGCAGUCCGUGCAGGCGUGGCUGGCGUUCCUCCGCAAGCACGCUUUCUACGGAGUCGGCAUGAAGGCCAACGUCUGGGAACACGAGCCUCUCGGUAUGUUUCCACCAGACCCAGACCCAGACCCAAAUAUCAAAUACCUUCAUGAACAAAUUGCUAAUAAUAUCUCAAUCACAGACGUCGGCAAGGCCAUGGAUCAAUCCGCCGCCGAAGUCCAGAAGACCCUCGAACCGCACCUCACCCAGUUCGGCCAGCGCGAGGACAACUCCGCUGGAAACAACAUAUUCGAUGUUCUUGACAGCGAUCGAUUUGCUGAGCGCAAGAGCGCACGGGCGUAA
This is a messenger RNA of Penicillium manginii, 909 nucleotides long. RefSeq names its product mitochondrial 37S ribosomal protein uS10m. The transcript is spliced from 4 exons. The coding region runs from base 1 to 909 and encodes 302 amino acids. NCBI's taxonomy places the organism in Eukaryota, Fungi, Ascomycota, Eurotiomycetes, Eurotiales, Aspergillaceae. Gene Ontology annotation, molecular function: structural constituent of ribosome. Gene Ontology annotation, cellular component: ribosome; small ribosomal subunit; mitochondrion. Gene Ontology annotation, biological process: translation. The record is from RefSeq and is a predicted model, not a curated record.